Perognathus longimembris pacificus (Pacific pocket mouse) is the source of this 1341-nucleotide messenger RNA. RefSeq names its product BCL10 immune signaling adaptor (gene Bcl10). Gene Ontology annotation, cellular component: cytosol; CBM complex. Gene Ontology annotation, molecular function: NF-kappaB binding; kinase activator activity; protein kinase B binding. Gene Ontology annotation, biological process: canonical NF-kappaB signal transduction; apoptotic process; adaptive immune response. The transcript has 3 exons. NCBI's taxonomy places the organism in Eukaryota, Metazoa, Chordata, Mammalia, Rodentia, Heteromyidae. Bases 244 to 945 code for a protein of 233 amino acids. The record is from RefSeq and is a predicted model, not a curated record.
GGAAGUCUCGGCGGCUUGAGCCCCGAGUCGGGACGCGAACGUCUCGGACUCUAUCAGCACGGGAGGCGGAGCCGGAAGCGCCUUGGUUUGACCCUCGGAGUCCCUUUGUUUUCCGAGGGGCAGCUGUCUUCGCCCCACUGCUAGUCCCGGGUUACCCGGAGGCCAGGGCCCCCCCCAGUCAGGGCGGGGCGGCGCAGCACCAACUUUAGAGCCGGAAGUAGGCGUCCUCUUCUCCACUCCGCCAUGGAGCCCACCGUGCCCUCCCUUACCGAGGAAGACCUGACAGAAGUGAAGAAGGACGCUUUAGAAAAUUUGCGUGUUUACCUGUGUGAGAAAAUCAUAGCUGAGAGACAUUUUGAUCACCUACGUGCAAAAAAAAUCCUCAGUAGAGAAGACACAGAAGAAAUUUCUUGCCGCACGUCAAGUAGAAAAAGAGCUGGAAAACUGUUAGACUACUUACAAGAAAACCCUAAAGGACUAGACACCCUUGUUGAAUCUAUUCGACGCGAGAAAACACAGAACUUCCUGAUACAGAAAAUUACAGAUGAAGUACUGAAGCUCAGAAAUAUGAAACUAGAAUAUCUCAAAGGUCUACAGUGCAGCAGCUGUGAGCCUUUUCCUGAUGGAGCCACAAACAACCUGGCUAGAUCAAAUUCAGAUGAGAGUAAUUUUUCUGAGAAACGUAGAGCAUCCAUCGCCACAUACCAUCCAGAAGGAGAAUCCAGCACAGCUCCCUUUUUUUCUACUGAUUCUUCUCUGAAUUUGCCUGUCCUGGAAGUCGGCAGAACUGAAAACACUACCUUCUCUUCAACCACACUUCCUAGACCUGGGGACCCUGGGGCACCUCCUUUGCCACCAGAGCUGCAGUUAGAAGAUGGAGGAACUUGUGGAAACUCUAGUGAGCUGUUUCUCCCUUUACGAUCACGUACUGUGUCACGGCAGUGACAUUUGUCGGCCUUUUGAUUUUUUUUACCUAGUGACAAAAAAUAUUUUAAACAAUGUAAUCUUUUUGUAAACCUGCUAUAUUGAUUUUCUUACAUUUGAUAGCUGUCUUUUAAAAUACAAUGUAAACAUAGUUUGUAAAUAUAAUUUUUGCUUUUAGGGAUACCUGAAUGUAAAUUGCAUUGUUCAUGUACUUUUCAGUACUUUUCUUUUCUUUAAGUAUGUUACUAUUUUUAAUUUUUUUAUGUUGCAAGACUAAUUUUAACAGGGAACAUUUCUUUAUCUGAGGAUACCUUUUUGGGGAUGCUGGACCUGGGAUUUAACCUCAGGGCCUAGACACUGUCCCUGAGCUUCUUUUGCUCAAGGCUAGUGCUCUACUACGUAAGCCAAAGCUCCACU